Molecule: messenger RNA, 806 nt
Organism: Drosophila mauritiana
Lineage: Eukaryota; Metazoa; Arthropoda; Insecta; Diptera; Drosophilidae
Exons: 1
Coding region: 78-689 (203 amino acids)
Source: RefSeq, a predicted model, not a curated record
AAAGAAAGUAAGCCUUUCCCUGAUACUCAUUUCCAUACGAAAAUUCAUAAAUUUUUGCCAAAACUCGAUAGUUGGUAAUGAGCGAACCGCUCUCGGGUCCCUGGCUGCGUUUCGUUUACAAUGGCCUGUUGUUGGCUUCGGCUGUCUGUACCGGCCGUAAAAUGCAGCCGGAGCAGCACCCCUUCGCCAUUGUCGCUUGUGUUGUGGUCGGAUUCUCGGCGGUGUUUGGAUUGCUCCGGGUAAUCUUCGCCAGCGGACAGCCGGAGGAGUGCCAACAACUGAGGGAUAUAACCAGUGGAGUCCUGGAACUGGCACCUUUGCCCCUGGCCAAUAUGGAUUUCUAUAUGCAGUCCACCGGGUUGAGUCCCAUUGCCUUGGGACAUGCCUUCUUCGUGCUUCCCCUGUUUUGCGAUUUGGGUUGCAGCCUGGCUAAAGAUCGGCGAGAUUGUGCCUUCAGCGACAGCUUGCGGAAUCUCACGACUCUGGGCAAUAUUGUGUCCCUCGGCUUUCUGGCCUAUGUGGAACGGAAUUUUCUCUAUCUGCGAAUGGUGCUGGUCAUGAUUGUGGUCAAGUAUGGUGUGGUUCUGGUGGACAGCAUCAAGGAGGACGCCGGAGAGGAUCUGCAGGUGUGCGGCACCGCGCUUUUUAUGCACCUGCUCGGCAAGGCCGUGGUCUCCUCCACCACGUGACCCGAUCCUAUGGGUUAACCCCUAACCGCGCUCCGCUUCAAGGGUUUCAUUGUACCGCUUAAUUUUCCAUGAAUCGAGUUUUGACCCGUAUUAAAUUUCAAUUCACCCGCUUUUCAA